GCCAAGAGGCAGCCGUUGUUUAUCACGACCUCGCCUCAGUGAGGCCUGAGAUUCUUUCAAACAGGAGCUUUGCUUCCCAUGACGCAGAGCGAAGUGUCAACUGGGAUAUUUCUGGUAAACUGAAAGCAAGAAAAGCAGGGUGCACACUUCAUGAGGCACCAGCCCCUGAGGGACUGCAGGAGGGUUUGGGUGCCAUCCCCAGUGACAGAUGGAUGGACCUUCCAUCUGAGAAAGGAGAAGACACGCUGGCAGAUCAACCUCAAACCCAAGAUUGCUUGUGAAGCAAUCGUAAAGGGGAAAACACACACACACUCAAGCUCGAGAGGCAAGAAGAUCAAAAAGCCAAGAAGUGUGCGAAUUGUUGCAGACUCCCUGCUUCAGCAGCUACGCACCCAAACCAGAAGCAAAAUGUCCCUGAAGUUGCCGAGAAACUGGGAUUUCAACCUGAGAGGGGAGGCUGGGAAAAUAGCUCGGUCAAGGAGCGUGAUGACCGGGGAGCAGAUGGCGGCCUUUCACCCGGCAUCCACCCCCAACCCGCUGGAAAGACCCAUCAAGAUGGGCUGGCUGAAGAAGCAGAGGUCCAUUGUGAAAAACUGGCAGCAGAGGUACUUCGUGCUGAGGGCGCAGCAGCUCUAUUACUACAAGGACGAGGAGGACGUGAAGCCACAGGGUUGCAUGUAUCUACCAGGAAGUACAAUUAAGGAGAUCGCCACAAACCCAGACGAAGCGGGGAAGUUUGUCUUUGAAGUCAUUCCAGCCUCAUGUGACCAGAGUCGCACGGGACAGGACUCCUAUGUCCUCAUGGCCAGCUCCCAGGCGGAAAUGGAGGAGUGGGUUAAAUUCCUUAGGAGAGUCGCUGGCACGCCCUGUGGAGCGGUGUUCGGCCAGCGCUUGGAUGAGACCGUGGCCUAUGAGCAGAAAUUUGGCCCCCACCUGGUGCCCAUCCUAGUGGAGAAGUGUGCCGAGUUCAUCCUGGAGCAUGGCCUGAACGAAGAGGGCAUCUUCCGACUGCCUGGGCAGGACAACCUGGUGAAGCAGCUGAGAGAUGCUUUUGACGCAGGGGAGAGGCCCUCCUUUGACAGAGAUACAGAUGUGCACACGGUAGCUUCCCUGCUGAAGCUCUACCUACGAGACCUCCCAGAGCCAGUGGUUCCCUGGAGCCAGUAUGAGGGGUUCCUGCUCUGUGGGCAGCUCACGAAUGCAGAUGAGGCAAAGGCUCAGCAGGAGUUGAUGAAGCAGCUCUCCAUCCUUCCUCGAGACAACUAUAGCCUCCUGAGCUACAUCUGCAGGUUCCUCCACGAGAUCCAACUGAACUGUGCAGUUAACAAGAUGAGCGUGGACAAUCUGGCUACUGUGAUUGGUGUGAAUCUCAUCAGGUCGAAGGUCGAAGACCCUGCUGUGAUCAUGAGAGGGACUCCUCAGAUCCAAAGAGUGAUGACCAUGAUGAUCAGGGACCAUGAAGUCCUCUUUCCCAAGUCCAAGGAUGCACCUUUGUCACCCCCUGCCCCAAAAAAUGAUCCCAAGAAGCCUCCAGUGGCGCGAAGCUCUGUGGGCUGGGAUGCCACGGAGGACCCUCCAAUUUCUAGGACAGACAGUGUCAGUAACACGGGCAGCGACUCAGACGCAACCAGCCCCACCGGACAACAGCCAAGUGAUGGGUGCCUAGAAGACAAAGCGACCAGGGAGAAGCCCGGAGACUGGAAGCUGCAAUCACGAAAAAGGACUCAGACGCUCCCUAACCGGAAAUGCUUCUUGACGUCAGCUUUGCAAGGGGCCAACAGCUGCAAAGCAGAGAUCUUUCAAAAUGAGUUCUGGUCAUCUUCGGAGGGGAAGGCAGGGGAAGGGCACAGGAGAACCAUGUCUCAAGGUGUGUCGCAGCCUUUUGACUCCCAGCGGACUUCCACCUAUGAUAAUGUCCCCACGCAGCCGGGGUCCCCUGGGAAUGAAGCUGGUACAGUAUCAUCCCAGGCCUGUGACUCCAAGAGAGAUGCUCUUGCCAGCCCAAACGUUGAAUCCGGGCCCGGGAAAAGGAACUCUGGAGAAGAGGAGCUUGAAUCUUUGCAGAGAAUGGUCCAGAAGCUGCGAAAGGAAAUAGAAACACAGAAGCAAAUGUAUGAGGAACAGAUUGAAAACCUUGAGAAGGAAAAUUAUGACGUAUGGGCUAAGGUGGUAAGGCUCAGUGAAGAACUGGAGAAGGAGAAGAAGAAGUCUUCAGCCUUGGAAAUCAGCCUUCGCAACGUGGAGCGCUCCUGGGAGGACGUGGAGAAGAGGAACAAGGCCCUGGAAGAGGAUGUCAAGGAAUUUGUCAAAUCGAUGAAGGAACCCAAGACCGAUGCUUGAGGGUCCCAGGAGCACCACAGAGACAGCCUGCAGAGACCCAGCACUGCUCCCCUUCCCGCUGACGGCUGGUGACUGGGAAGCAACAUUACUCCCUAAGACGGAGACAACAUUUAGUGGGGAAACAUCACAUUUCCCAGUAAAUAAAUCAGUGGAGUUUG
Hippopotamus amphibius kiboko is the source of this 2498-nucleotide messenger RNA. RefSeq names its product Rho GTPase activating protein 25 (gene ARHGAP25). Gene Ontology annotation, molecular function: GTPase activator activity. Gene Ontology annotation, cellular component: phagocytic cup. Gene Ontology annotation, biological process: activation of GTPase activity; actin filament organization; signal transduction. Lineage: Eukaryota; Metazoa; Chordata; Mammalia; Artiodactyla; Hippopotamidae. The coding region runs from base 151 to 2340 and encodes 729 amino acids. The record is from RefSeq and is a predicted model, not a curated record. The transcript has 11 exons.